AUGGAGGUAAAAUCACCUCCUUUGACAAGCUGGGAACGAUGUUACCCUCAAAUCCCAAUCGAAACCACAGUUUGGUACCGCUCCAACGCCGCGCUGCGCUCAUGCGGGAACGGCCUCUUGCCGAAGCGCCGGCUCGGGCACAUUGGCCUUGUAGAAGUCCACCAGGAUCAGUAUACGCACCAUAAUCAGUCCAGGCACAACAAUCAGGCACUAGUAGAUACCUCACCGGAUGCCCACCACCACCUACUCAAAGACGAAGCGGACUGGGUCUUCACACUCACUGCGCUACCUCCACCAGGGUACACUCUCAAAGAUAUCGUAAAGGUGGCCGCGCCGUGCGUCUGUAGUGUGAUCAUUGCGAUGCUGUGGAUCGCGCUGAGGGGCGGCGAUACACAUACCGCGGUCACGUUCGUAACUUUUAUUUUUAUGGCCAAUGUUGGUAGGUCUGUCCCUGCUGAGAUGGGGAGUAGAGGGUUCAGCGGCUGA
Molecule: messenger RNA, 486 nt
Organism: Morchella sextelata
Lineage: Eukaryota; Fungi; Ascomycota; Pezizomycetes; Pezizales; Morchellaceae
Exons: 2
Coding region: 1-486 (161 amino acids)
Source: RefSeq, a predicted model, not a curated record